UUGGUGUAUAAUGAACUCCGUUUUGAGGGGAAAUUUUGUGAUGCAAUCAUCAAAGUGGAGGAUGUUGAAUUUCCGGUCCACAAGAUAAUCCUGUGUAACUGCACCCCGUACUUCAGAGCUCUCUUCACCACCUCGAGCGACCCAGACAAACAGGUCUUCAACAUACCUGGCUUGUCUCCUGAGAUGAUGGCACUCAUCAUUGACUUUGCAUACACUGGCAGUGUUUCCGUAACGGAGGAAAACGCAGUGGAACUUCUCAUGGCAGCAGAACAAAUCAAUGUAAUGGACAUUGUAAAAAUCUGCAGUGACUUCCUCGGGGAACAACUCUGCGCAGAGAACUGUGUUGGCAUUUGGCAGUUCACAAAAGUACACUUAUCACCCGAACUACGUGCCAAGGCCUACCACUACAUCAUCAGUAACUUUGAGCAGGUGGUUCUUCAGGAGGAGUUCCUGCAGCUAACUGUGGAGGAACUUGGUGAUAUUCUUGAAAGAGAUGACCUCAAUGUACAGUGUGAGAACACUGCGUAUGGAGCACUUAUAAAGUGGAUUAGGCAUGAACCUGCAGAACGGGAACAACACCUCAUCGCUCUGUUGUCUAAGGUCCGACUGGGACUGAUGACUUUAGACUACCUAAAGGUACGAAUCAAUGAGUUGGUGCGGACCAAUUCUGACCGUCUGUCCAGGAUAAAAGGUGCCAUUAUGUUGACACAAAAUAUGACCAACAGACCCUAUGUGUUUCGCCUCUGUCCCCGUUUUGCUCGUCCCCGCCUGCCUCAUUCCGUCCUGCUGGCCAUUGGGGGAUGGAGUGGCCGUGGUCCAACUAACGCCAUCGAGGCCUACAAUUACCGGGCUGAAUGCUGGGUCAACGUAACAAACAACCUGGAGCGCCCUCGUGCCUAUCAUGGAGCCGCCUUCCUCAACGGGUACGUCUACUCCAUUGGUGGCUUCGAUGGGGUGGAGCAUUUCAACAGCGUCCGUAGGUUUGACCUCACCACUCACACCUGGAAUGAGGUGGCACCCAUGUACUGCCGCCGCUGCUAUGUGAGCGUGACUGUGUUGAAUGGGUUCAUCUAUGCCAUGGGAGGCUACGACGGGCAUGUACGACUCAGCAGUGCAGAGCGCUAUCAACCUGAAAUCAACCAGUGGAGUCUUAUUGCAUCCAUGCAUGAAGAGAGGAGCGAUGCCAGCUGCACAACACUUCACAGCCAGAUUUACAUUUGUGGUGGAUUCAAUGGGAACGAGUGUCUGCAGACAGCUGAAUGUUACAACCCAGAGACCGACCAGUGGACGAUGAUCAGUCCCAUGAACAGCCGCCGCAGUGGGAUAGGUGUCAUUGCAUAUGCGGAUCAUGUCUUUGCAGUUGGUGGCUUCGAUGGAAACAACCGUCUGCGCACCGCUGAGGCUUACAACCCGCAAACCAAUACGUGGAACCUCGUGUCCUCUAUGUUGACCCGCCGCAGCAACUUUGGCAUUGCGGUAAUCAAUGAUCGCCUCUUUGCUGUCGGGGGCUUCAAUGGCUUCGCCACCACUUUCAACGUUGAGUACUACGACACUUUAACCAACCGGUGGUUUAAAGCGCGUCACAUGGGGAUUUUCCGCAGUGCCCUGAGCUGCUGUGUGGUGUCCGGACAUCCCAACCUGUCUGAUUACACCAUUCCUCGUGACAGCCUGACACGUUUAAAUGUGUCAGAAGAAGCAGCGGAGUCCACAUAA
Pelmatolapia mariae (spotted tilapia) is the source of this 1713-nucleotide messenger RNA. Its product is annotated as kelch-like protein 10. The record is from RefSeq and is a predicted model, not a curated record. The coding region runs from base 184 to 1713 and encodes 509 amino acids. Gene Ontology annotation, molecular function: protein binding. NCBI's taxonomy places the organism in Eukaryota, Metazoa, Chordata, Actinopteri, Cichliformes, Cichlidae. The transcript is spliced from 5 exons.